This is a messenger RNA of Naegleria lovaniensis, 1683 nucleotides long. RefSeq lists its product as uncharacterized. Gene Ontology annotation, molecular function: GTPase activator activity; small GTPase binding. Gene Ontology annotation, cellular component: nucleus; perinuclear region of cytoplasm; cytosol. Bases 1 to 1683 code for a protein of 560 amino acids. Gene Ontology annotation, biological process: activation of GTPase activity; nucleocytoplasmic transport. The transcript has a single exon. The record is from RefSeq and is a predicted model, not a curated record. NCBI's taxonomy places the organism in Eukaryota, Heterolobosea, Eutetramitea, Acrasida, Naegleriidae.
AUGGAAGAAAAAAGAAUUCAAUUCAUUCGGAUUGCAAUGAAAAAUCUGAAGGAUGAUGGUAAUAGAAUUUGUCCAUUUUGUUUGCAACCAAUGACUGCAAAUUUUGUGGAGGAGAAAAUGAAUCAUGAUGAUGAUAUUAUUAAUACACGAUUGUACAAUUAUGCUGAACAAUUAUCCGAACAUGUUUCAAUUUGUUUAAAUUUGUGGAACAAUGAAAAAAGAAUAUUAUUUGGAGCUCCAGAAAAUAGUAAUAUAAAUCUUACUGAUUCAAACCAAUGCAUAGAAUCAAACAGAUGGCUAAUGGGGCGAGAUUCUGAAUUUGGAAAGAAUUUAGAAAGUACUUGCCAUACAGUCUCAUCGAAUGAACAAGCCCUAGCUCAAUUUUCAUGUUCAAACGAACACUCAAACAAAAGAAAAUUAGAAUCUUUUAAUGAAGCACACAAAGCAUCACUCAACAAAAUACCAACGAAAAAGAAAAAACAAUUUUCAAACUUGCAAGAGAAUGAGAACCUGAUUGAUGAAAAUGACGCUUAUGAACAAUCUUUUACGAGAUUGGACGACGUCGGUGAUGACAUGAUGUUGCAUAUUCUAAAAUUUCUUGAUCAGAAAUUCCUUAUUCACACUUGCAUGACUGUUUCAAAAUAUUGGUACGAAAUAGUAUCGCAAAUCCCGUUUUCUUUAGUCAUCCCUGAUCUUAGCCAUGAUACUCUUUCUAUUUUACGAAUCAUUACAUCCAAUCCAAAUACCUUUAAUUUCACAGCCCUCGAUAUUUCAGGAACACAUGAGAAGGUGAACUCCAUUGAAAUGAUCAAAUUUAUUACAACAAGUAACCAAUUCAGUAAUUUAACAUGGUUGAAUGUAAGAAAUAGCAACCUUGCCACAGAGAGUGUGAAAGCAAUUGCGAACAGUAUCAUCUUACAACGUCUUCGCAAAUUGGAUUUAGGUAUAUGUAACAUUGGGAAAACUAGAGUACAAAUAUUGUCUCAAAGCCCGUACUUAAAGAAUAUUACCAAGAUAGACCUUUGGAAUAAUAACAUCCAAGAUGAAGGAGUUGCAGUAAUUUGUGAAAGUGAAUUUUCGAGAAACAUUACAAGUUUAAUUUUGUCAGAAAAUGGUAUCACUGAAAAAGGAACCUCUUUUUUGACAAGCAAUCAUUCAAAAUUGUUCAACCUGUCCAAACUAGACCUUACGGACAAUUUAAUCACAUCCAAGGGAGCAAUAUUGAUUGCCACAAGCAACGUAAUGCAAAAUUUACAAAAGCUUUACUUGCAAAGAUGUGACAUUGGAGAUGAAGGAUUGAUUGCUAUUUGCGAAAGUAAUUUCUUGAAAAAAUUGACACGACUUUGCGUAAACAACAACUCAAUUUCGUACAAAAGUAUGCCAUCCUUAAUCUCUAGCCCUAUUUGCAACAGGUUGCAGCAAUUAAUGUUGUCCAAUAGUAACCUUGGUUAUGAAGGAGCACGUUUGUUAUGCACAGGAUCAUUUCCUGAACUGAAGGCACUACAUUUAAAAUGUUGCAACAUUGGAAAUGAUGGACUUUUAUUUAUUGCUGCUUGUAGAACUCUUAGUCUAAACCUCACUGAGUUGGACCUUGAUGACAAUAACAUUCUUCAGAGGGGGUUAGAGCUCUUUGCAACAGUCCAUAUCGAAAAAUUUGGAAGCGCUGUUUUUGGACUCCAAUGA